Molecule: messenger RNA, 1780 nt
Organism: Aedes aegypti (yellow fever mosquito)
Lineage: Eukaryota; Metazoa; Arthropoda; Insecta; Diptera; Culicidae
Product: annexin B10
Exons: 4
Coding region: 251-1216 (321 amino acids)
Cellular component (GO): cytoplasm
Molecular function (GO): calcium ion binding; calcium-dependent phospholipid binding
Source: RefSeq, a predicted model, not a curated record
UCGGUUAUAUUCAGUUCAGAGUUUUUCGCUACGCGAGUCGGUUCGUCAUCCAUCUAUCGUACACUUUGUCAACCCGUCACGGAAUUGUGAUUCUUAGAGAUUUUUUGUGGCAUCCAGUUAGUGCUGAGGCCAAUUAAACGAUACUUUGUGCCGUUUAGUCAUUCGCAUUCCACAAUCCGCGGUUUGAAUUGGUACAAUUGCGCGUAAUUCCAUUUGCUGUUAACUCGAUUCCGUGUAUUGUUAGCGAACAAUGUCCUGGUACUAUACGCCCAAGCCAACCGUGGUCCCGGCGGAGGGAUUCGACGCAUCGGCCGAUGCCAAUGCCCUGCGGGCCGCCAUGAAGGGCUUCGGAACCGAUGAGAAGGCCAUCAUCGACAUUCUGUGCGCCCGCAGCAACGGCCAGCGGAUGCAAAUUCUCGAGACCUACGCCAGCGAAUUGGGACGGGACCUCAUCGAAGACCUGAAGUCCGAGCUGGGUGGUAAGUUCGAGGACGUCAUCGUUGCCCUGAUGAUACCCCCGGAGAAGUAUCUUUGCAAACAGCUGCACAAGGCCAUGGAUGGAAUCGGCACCAACGAGGACGCCCUCAUCGAAAUUCUGGCUCCGCAGACCAACGAAGAGGUCAAGAAAAUCGUCGACUGCUACGAGGACAUGUACAAUCGCCCUCUGGCCGAGCAUCUGUGCAGCGAGACGGACGGCAGCUUCCGCCGUCUGUUGACGAUGAUCAUUGUCGGAGCGAGAGAUCCCCAAGGCACGGUUGAUGCCGAUUUGGCUGUCGAGCAGGCCAAUCAGCUGUACAAUGCCGGAGAGGCCAAGUUUGGAACCGAUGAGGAGGUCUUCUACAAGAUCUUGGCCCACGCCAGCUUCGACCAGCUGGAGAUCGUUUUCGAAGAGUACAAAAAGCUGUCCGGCCGUACCAUCGAACAGGCCAUGAAAGACGAACUGAGCGGCGAACUGUACGAUGCGCUCAGUGCCAUUGUGGAAUGCGUCCAGAUGGCGCCGCAUUACUUCGCCAAGCGUUUGCACAAGGCGAUGGACGGUGCCGGAACGGAUGAUGCCAGUAUGAUUCGCAUCAUCGUUACCCGCUCGGAGAUCGAUCUGCAGAACAUCAAGGACGAGUACGAGCAAAUGUACAACAAGACGCUGCUGAGCGCCGUACGGAACGAAUGCUCCGGCGAGUACAAGCAUGCUCUGUGCGCUCUGCUCGGUGAAGCCUAAAUGAACCACUAACUAGAGAGGGCCCAUCGAACUUUAAGCAAACAUUUUACCCAACAUGGUGUCGAAUAUUGAAUUUACAUGUAUUACUCGUCGUCUUAGAUUAGGAUCGAGAUAUUAUCCACAUGUAGUGUGUACGUUAUUUAUAAUUGUAGUGUAGUCAUGCGACUGCACAUUGAGUGCAACCAAAGCGCAUUUGCAGUUUAAAUUGUCAGAUUAACAAUCCUAAAUUUCUCUCUGAAAUGCCUAUGACAAAGGAUAUAUGUUUGAAUAGUGCUCAUUUUGCUUUUCAAUAAUAGACCAAACAUUUUUAGAUAUUUAACAGUAUUGCAAAGAAUCUCAAAACCGCUUGAGCAAAAGCUGAGAAAUACCAAAAAAGCGAAGUGCAAUUAGCAAACAAUCGAAGGCCUUAGCAAACGAAUAAUUACAUUGAAACUAUUAGAGCGAGCAUUCAAUAAAAGCACAAAAGACAACAAAUUAUUUAAAUAUUCGCUGUUUGUCAACGUUGCAAUGGCUAAUGAAAUAAAGAUUGGAAGCAAAUGCUUAGCUUCGCAUUUGCAUACGGUA